Molecule: messenger RNA, 2530 nt
Organism: Seminavis robusta
Lineage: Eukaryota; Bacillariophyta; Bacillariophyceae; Naviculales; Naviculaceae
Source: the annotation of a GenBank genome assembly
AUAAACGCAAUGGAUUAACACAAAUUUGUCGGGUCAUCAUUUCGUGUUCUCAACUAUUCUCAGUCGACCUUUGACCUUUGACCCAGCAAGCAAGUUUCGUCGGCACACAAUCCAACUCCAACACAGGAAACGCAAGGGUAGCACGUCCAUCAUAAUACAGCAGUAGCAUUCAGAUAAGAGAUUGACAGAGACAGCGACAAUGGAUAACUCUGCCACAAUUAUUAAUAGUCAUGCCAAUGGCUGGAUAAGAAGAGUGAGAAGCGCUUUUUGUGUGGUGACGGUUAUUCUUGGCUUUGCCUUGUUUCUAUCGGAUUACGAAACGAUCACUCUCUACCGUUAUCCAAGAGCAACGGCUGAAGGAGGAGAUGCCAAUACGAUUACCAAGAAUCCCAUUGAUAGCACUACUAGCAAUGCUACCGCUUCUAUUGAUAUUGAUCUUAAUAGUGGCACCGGUAGUGUAAGCACGUCUAGGGAAGCUCAAGCUACCGAUAUCGGUGUGAACUUUCAAGCCGAAAACAAAGCCUUAGUCACGGAUGAUUCCAACAAGGAAGGGACUCCUAAGAGUACUGAUGCUAGUACAACGGCAACAACAACAGCAGCAUCUCCCCAUGGCCCUACUACAAUCGGCAACGCACCAGCCAAGAAAACCAGUCGCGCCGUUCCGCUUUCGAAAGUACUAAAACGCUCAGUUGCUCCUGCAUCCAAGCCAACAAAAGGUCCCACAGUUGCUCCAUCAUCACCUCCCACGCCCGUCCCCACCAAAGCUCCGAGUACGAGCAGUGGGAAGUCCACAACCAAAUCGCAACAAGUUACACAAGAUCAGGAACAACCACGGUAUCUGAUACACGCCAGCCACGGAGGUUGGUCCAAUCAAGUACGCUGCAUUCGCCAUGCCUACUACAUGGCCGCGGCGACGGGACGGAUACUCGUGACGGCACCCGUCUUGCCGCACAUUACCCCCAUUGGAGCACAGCUUUGGGCACCACCGGGACGAUUCCUAGGACACGGCGUCAUUAGUGGAGAUUUCAAUUUGAAGUUUGCACUCCACAAAGCCUACCUCAAACGAUGGCAACCCUACCUUGACAUGGCGACCGUCCUCGAUUUGAAAUUCACGUUUCCGCAUGUUCAAACCAUGGACUAUCGCAAGUUUCGCGAACAGUAUUACGACACUCGCGGUCAACCCAAAACCAACCUCACCGCCAACUCGUGGGUCAUGGAAGAUACCUACACCCAUGCCAAUACGCGAUGGAUUCGAGAAGAUCUAGAACCCAACAUUACACACGGGGCGCCGGUUCCGGGAGCAAAGCACACGUAUUACCGCGAUUUGCCGACACUGGCCGAAGGACGCAAGGCACAUUCCGUCUGGACCAUGCUCGAUACAUUCUACGGCCAGUUUCUGCCGUCGGCGUACAAUCACGAACUAUCCUGGAUGCGAUUCUCCAACCCAAUUCGACAAACGGCCAAAACCAUUCACGAGCAAGAAUGGGACGACAUUCCCUACGCAUCCAUUCAUUUACGAGUGGGAGAUGAUCGCUUUCUCCGUCAAGCCAAUGCGACCAUCCAAGAGGUGCUGAAGGAGACAUACGUGCAAAUGCAACAAUGGAUCGAUCGUCGCAAGUCCAAAAAGAAAACCAUUCCAGCCACUAUUGGAUUCUUUGUCGCCACCGAUGCAUCACCCGAAGGACAACAAGACUUUGCGGAACGACUUCAACGACAACUCGCACCGCUAUUGCCCGAUAUCCGCGUCUUUUUUGCAUCCUCGUAUGCCGCGUACGUUACCAAACAACUCAAACAAGAACUCGUCUAUCCGGAAAUAUUUUUGGAUCAACAGUUGGCGGCAUGUGCGACCAUUCGGUUCAUUGCCUCCAAGAAAUCCACAUUUUCGCAACUCAUUCAUGCCAUUCGAAGGUCUCCGUCGGCAUGUGGGGCCGUCAACCAAUAGCUAGCUAGCUGUACUACUGCACACUAGAGGAAGGUGUCCGUGGGAAUGGAUGGAUGGGUGCAUCGGAAGACUUUCAGUGUAGGGGGGCCGGGAGGGCAAUGCAAUAAUAGCUUGGCAUUCAACCAAUUCAAUGAUUCUACCGUAUGCAAUUUCAAUCAAUCACCUAUUAGACCUUCACAGAUUUUACCCUACUAGUAGACAGCGGUAGCAUUCAAGGAUUGGCUGGCUAUUGGAGUAGUGCGCGGUGCGUGGAUGCGUUCAUGCCGUGGGUGGGUUGGCAUUUGGCUGAUGGGCCACGGACCAAAGUACGACUGCUAUGAGAGCAAUGAUGCAAUUAAAUUUUUAAAAUUAAAGUGGUCAGCAUAGAGACGGUAUUGUAGAGUCGCGUGAAUUUGGUGCCAUUUCCUUGGUGCAGUGCUCCUAAAGAAGAAUGGCACCUUCCACGUCAGUUGAAGUUGUUAAGUCCUUAGAAGAACCUAGUGUUCUUAAGUAUUUAAUGAGUAGCCAAUUAUUUAACCAGUGAGAGACUCAAAGACUUAAAGCAAAUGUACCAAGUGUGUUUUUUGUGGGAGACGCAGAGAAACCAGC